Messenger RNA from Caenorhabditis bovis, 2226 nucleotides. Lineage: Eukaryota; Metazoa; Nematoda; Chromadorea; Rhabditida; Rhabditidae. The record is from the annotation of a GenBank genome assembly.
AUGAUUAUCCGUCGGCUGAUUCUGCUAAUAUGUUUGAUUCGAUGCGCGUAUUCGUGCCAUCCGCAAUUUUCCAAAGAGCUACGCUAUCUCGAUUUGUAUUUGGGCGUCAAGCCGGAUGGCGACGGUGAAAUUCCGACGGCAGAUGCGGUGGAGUUUGCGACUUAUAUAACGUCGCCGGACGAAUUGAAUUGCGAUUUUGAGAGCGAAUGCCUUUGGAGGAAUGCGCCGACGGACGACCUGCUCGAUACCAGCGACUGGUGGUAUUUCAAGAAAAGCGACGAGAAAUCGUUUCCGGUGCAAAUUCAGCCGGGAAACUCGAAAAUGCUGAAAGGCGAACGAUUCGUCAUUGCCGGCAACACGACGAACAGCGCGCAAGGCGCCGUGUUGGCCAGCGCGCCGAUUGCGUGCCAAAAAGGCUUCUCGAAUCUCACAUUUUCAUAUUGGAUUUAUAAUCACGCGCAAGUUGAGGUUGUGAUUUUGAAGGCGAUGAAUCGACGCCGACAUUUACAGGUUUUAAUGAGGCCGAAAAUGAAGUGCGAUUUUCUAUCAGCCGCCAAUGAAGAUUGCCGAGUUGAGAUUCCGCCAAUCAAAGAGCCAUUCCGAAUUGGAAUUCGAGCGUUUGAUUUGAAGGUAGAUAAUACAGUUGGAAGCCUUCUCAUGAUUGAUCACAUUCGAUUCUUUGGAAAUAUAUGCCAACAAUCGCCAUUCCCUUCAUAUUUUUCAUCUCUUCGCAUUCCGCCGUAUGAGGAAGAGACGCCGAUCGCAACGCUGAGCGAGCUGAACUGCGAACGGCCGUUGAGAUCGUGCAAAUGGUCCAAUGAGGGCAAAUCGAGACAAACCGAAUGGCGAGUUGGACGAACAAUCGAUCGAUGGAAGGAGAAUUUUCAGACAACCGCAAAUCAAUCGCAUCCGAAUUCGUCGUUCCUCUUCUUGGCCGUUGAUUCGUUCACCCCGAGACCCUAUUCGGUUCUCGUCAGCCAUCUGAUUCCGUGCACCCAGCGAACGACAAGUCUUAGUCUCAAGUAUUGGAUGAAAACUGGCACGCAGGCCGAAAUUUGCGCGAUCGACGACGACGGCAUUUCGCUGAGUUGCGCUUAUCUCGAGCCGACGGACAGUCCGGGACCGAUCACCAUCGAUUUGGACGCCUACGCGAAGCCGUUUCGAUUCACCAUCGCGAUAAUCGCGUUCGAUGAGAACUCGAUCGGUCUGCUGGCGAUCGCCGAGUUGCGCGUCGCCGGCGUGUUGUGCAGCGAAACGCCGGCGCCGAUCGUGACGACGAUCAAUCCGCCAACGAUCCAAACAAUUUUCGGACUACAAUCCGGCGAUGGCCGCCACGUUCCCUAUGAUCUCACGCUGAAUUGCGACUUCUCGAAAGACUAUUGCAGUCAAUGGGUCAACUAUGACGGUCAUUUGAAGUACGGUGUGACGCCGAGAGACUCGGAAUUGUUCCCGGUGCCGAAGCACAUCAGCGGAAACGUCGCCGUGUUCCUGCUGGCGAACGAGACGGUCUCGACGAUGCGCUCAAGACAAAUUCCGUGCGCGCAUAACGGCCAAGUGAACGUCGCCUAUAUGAAAUCCGAACAUUCGAAAAUUCGCAUUUGCGCACUAGAUCAAUGCGUCGAAGGGAAAUCAACGACCGGUGUGGUGUCAAUUGGCGUCUCAUCGACGUCGCCGUUUUUCGUCACCAUCGAGGCGUCGUCGCGAUUGAAUUCGGUCGUCGUUGUCGACUCGAUAUCGACGGAUGGCGAUUUUUGUCCGCUGAAGACCGCCGAGCAAACCGUUUGCGAUCAAUUGUCGUGUGAAUUCAGAAAUACACUUUGUAGCUACGAGACGAUUGUGGAGAAGGCUGGAGAUGUGCCGAUUAUGGCAACUGCUGAUGGAGCAGAAGUAACGCUAAAUGGCGGAGGAAUUCGCGCGAUUCUCAAAAGUCCAACGUUUGAUCUCGCCUAUCCUUCAAUAUUAACAAUAACAGCCUCGCAAUCGACAUUCGGCUCACGUGUGCUUCUUUGUCCCGAUGAUGUUAGCGAUAUAAGCCUAUGUCACGAAUUGUCCGGUCCAAGAGUACUCGAUUCAUCAAUUAAAAAGUUGAUAUUUCCUCUUGACAUUGGCGCACGCUCGUUCUCAAUUGUUCUCCACCAUGACAAAUCCGUUGAAUUUGGUGCCGCCAAGUUUAAAAUCCAGUCAGUGGACAUUCGAACAGUAAACGACGAACAAAUGUGCUUCUAA